AAGAGGGAAUCUCGGCAAGGAAGUCGAGAAAUCGAUCUUCCUUCAAAGAGGAAGUCUUCCCUUAUAUCAAAGAAUGUCAAGCAAAGAAAAGUAGGAAGUAUUCAGAAUGCUGGUUCAGAUGGUGGAAAGCAUGCAAACAAAGACCCUGUAAUGAAAUGGUUUCUUUUUCAGUUUUAAGUAUGGGUUCGAAAAGAUCUAGCUGUGACAGGGAGGGAGAAGAUAUACCGGUAAGCCAAGCUAAGAAACGCAUGGGCAGAUUUUUGUAUGAAAUGGGCACUGAUUUUAGUGCUGCAACCCCUACAAGCCCUUGUGGAAAGAUUAAUGGUAUCCACAGUUGUCAUCAGGUCGAGUAUGAGUUUCUUAGCCAUCAGGAGUUGAAAGGUUGGAUCGUUUGGGAUGAGGUGAAAGAGAUGCUAGAUCAUGUGCAUGAGAUUAUAGAUACAUGCGCAACCACAGGGUGUAGCAUUGUAGUAGAUGGGUGGAAGGAUGAGAAGGGAAGAAACUUGAUGAACUUCAUUGUUGAUUGCCCUCGGGGUCCAAUUUGUUUUAGAUUAUGUGACAUUUCUACCUUGUCUGAUGAUGUGGAUGCCUUGGUGUUGUUGUUUGAACAAGUUAUUGCAGAGGUCAGGGUUGAAAAUGUUGUGCAAAUCGUCUCCCAUUCUGUGUCAGAAUGUAUGGCAGCUGUGGGCAAUAGUUUGAUGGCAAGUACCCAAUAUUGUUUUGGACAGUUUGUGCAUCUCAUUGCAUAGAGAUGAUAUUGGAGAAGAUUGGGAUGAUGGGCACCACUAGGGAGAUAUUGGAUAAAGCGAAGACCAUUACAAGGUUCAUACACAGCCAUGCAAUGGUUCUGAACCUUAUGAGGAAUCAUACACUUGUCCAUGACCUUGUGAAACCCUCGAAGAGCAAGCCAGCAAUCCCAUUUUUGACUUUACAAAAUAUAGUUUCAGAAAAAUGGUGGCUGGAGAAGAUGCUUAUCUCAUCUGAGUGGAAGACCUCUUGCUGGGCUUCCAGGAGAGAUGGGAAGGGGGUAGCUGAUAUAGUGGUGGAUCCCUCUUUCUGGAAUGGAGCUGAGACGGUUCUAAAGCCAACUGUUCUUCUGGUGGGUGUGCUAUGCUCGAUCAUUAGGGGUGAUAAGGGUUGCAUAUAUGAAACAAUGGAUGCAGUGAAGGAAGAUAUUGCAGUGGAAUUUGAAAAUAACGAAUCUCAAUACAUGCGUUUCUGUUCCUCUAGUGGGUGUUAAAGUACAAACAUGCUACUGACCAUAUGUCAUUUUGGAUGCGCCCAUCGGGUACCAUACACUCAAUACAACAGUUAAUUUUUCUAUCAAAAUUAACUUCUGUAUUGAGCUUAUGGUACCCAAUGGGCGCAUCCAAAAUGAGAUAUGUUCACAGCUUGACCAUUAUUUUGAUUUUGGGAUGGGGAGAGCCAUUGACAGAAGAAAUGAUAUUCAUCCAGGUUAGAGAAAAAUAAACCCUUUGAUUGUCCAGUUCUGCGCAUCCGAAAUGGAACUAUUAGAUGAGUUGCUAUUUACAUGUAUUGGAAGUUUUGAAUUAAUUCCAUAAUUUUUAUAAAUAUUAUCUUGUAUAGCUA
Molecule: messenger RNA, 1590 nt
Organism: Vitis riparia (riverbank grape)
Lineage: Eukaryota; Viridiplantae; Streptophyta; Magnoliopsida; Vitales; Vitaceae
Exons: 1
Coding region: 156-749 (197 amino acids)
Source: RefSeq, a predicted model, not a curated record